CUAACGCUACGUAGCUCCUGAGCCAAUAUACAGCAUGUUUGAGACGACUCGUCUGGCGCUACUGUACUUCUAGAGCUAGAUAUUAACUCUGUCUCCAGCCUCUAGAGCUCACUUCACUAUGGCCUCAGACGAGCUGUCGUCCAAGCUGAGCCGGCGGCUCCAGAUCGAGGAGGGAGCCGAGGAGCCGGUGGCUGUGGACCUCCACGGAGCGCAGGACGGCUCGGAGGAGAAGCCGAGCACGGCCAACGCUGACUCGGAGCUGGGCGCUAAGCUAAUGCGGAGAGAAGAGCUGAACGAGGGGCAGGGGGAGCGGGUCCAGCCCAGCAUGAAGGUCUUCAACCCUUACACCGAGUUCAAGGAGUUCUCCCGGAACCAGAUCAAGGACAUGGAGAAGAUGUUCAAAACGUUUGAUGCUGGGAAAGACAACUACAUUGACCUGAUGGAGCUGAAGCUGAUGAUGGAGAAGCUUGAUGCUCCACAGACACACCUGGGUCUGAAGAACAUGAUCAAGGAGGUGGACGAGGACCUGGACAACAAGCUCAGCUUCAGAGAGUUCCUGCUCAUCUUCAGGAAGGCAGCAGCAGGAGAGCUGCUGGAGGACAGUGGCCUGAGUGUCCUCGCUCGCCUCUCUGAGAUUGAUGUCUCUACAGAGGGGGUCAAAGGAGCCAAGACCUUCUUUGAAGCCAAAGUCGAGGCCAUCAAUGUGUCCAAUCGUUUUGAGGCCGAGAUCCGUCAGGAGCAGGAGGUCAAGAAGAAGCAGGCAGAGGAGCAGAAAGUGAGACGUGCUGCUUUCAAAGACCUGCAGUCAGCCUUCAAGUGAACGCCUCUCCCUCCUCUCAGGAUCUGUCGAUGCCUAUGCUUGUCUACUGCUGUCAGUUUGUCAAUGUGUGUGUUUAAAGCUCCUUGUAUGUCAGACAGUUGUAGGUCAAAUUUUAGCACAUGCUCAAAGCCCUACAUAUGCUGGUCACUAGUCCAUGAUACAUUAUGAAUAUUCGUAAAGGCCAGCACCUCUUAGGCAGAACACUGAUGAAGAGUCAUUUAUUCAUCCACUGAGAGCUUUCUAUAAAUUCAGCUAUGAAGGUUCCAGUAGAGCAGUUUCUCUUCGGCGGCGCUGAGCUGAAUGAGUGGAUGAUUCUUAGAGUAUCUGUCAUCUACCACUGGGUCCCAACAUCAAAGAGCCACAUUUUGCCCAGUUGUCACUCUGUGGCCCUCUGUGCCACCUCUGAUUACACUCUGAAAUAUAAACUCUGAUUAAGAGGUCUCCAGCUAAAAUGAUUAUCAGGGUGAUAAUAGUGAAUUUCUGCCUCAAAGUAUAAUAAACUGCUCCGCAGUGUUUUUAGUGACACCUUCAGACGCAUGGAUUUGUUAGUCCACUUAGCCGAUACAACUGCCUCACCUUUACACCAACAUUGCCACUUGCUGUGAGUGAUUUUCAGUCUCAACACCCAGUACCUUUUUGUAAAAUCUGUAAGCUAUGGCCAAAAUGACUGUGCCUAUUUCUAUGUGUUUGUAUAGACUAGUGAUGAAUGCACAUGGCACGGCUGUUGUGAAUGUCAGCUUUUAAUUUUUUUUAUUUUAGCUCUUUUUCAAUUUACUCAUUCCAAAAUGAAUUAAAUUCACACUUUGCACACAAGUUAAUGUUCAGUGUUAAACAAAUACAACACUUCCAAAAAUGUUGGGAUGCUUUCAACAACAUAAAUAAAGGGGAUCAUUUGCUAA
This is a messenger RNA of Centropristis striata (black sea bass), 1719 nucleotides long. RefSeq names its product EF-hand domain family, member D2 (gene efhd2). The transcript is spliced from 4 exons. The coding region runs from base 119 to 820 and encodes 233 amino acids. The record is from RefSeq and is a predicted model, not a curated record. Gene Ontology annotation, molecular function: calcium ion binding. NCBI's taxonomy places the organism in Eukaryota, Metazoa, Chordata, Actinopteri, Perciformes, Serranidae.